AUACCACGUUCCUUGUUGCUUGUUGCUUCGUGUUGUGGAUAAGUGAGAAUAAGGACUGGAUAUUUUCGCUCAGUGCAUCCAUAUCCAGUUCGCAGCAUUCACUUCUUUCCAACGAGUACUUCUGCUUACACUUAUAAACCAUCCUUACGUUCUGAUUGCAAGUACUUCAACUUAUUCCGGGCAGUCACGAUCUGAUCUUAAACCGGUCUUGCCGUAUAGUACAGAUUGAUCGUGCUCCAUUCAAGUUUCGCUGAUUCCUUAAAUUGUUGAGGGUAUCUACGGAGUUAUGAUCUAAAUUUUGGACAAAUUGGAUUGUACUUACCUAUAAUAUAAUGUGAAGUUCCUCCGCUAGGUGACUUUUGGUUUUUAAGGGUGUUUUGAGCUUUUUGAUUCUUGGGAUUUAUAAGUGUGGGAAAAUGAGUGGUCAAAGUGUUGACGUUGUUUGGGAGCCUCCUCAGUUGAGUUCAUUGGACUGUUGGGAUUAUUCUAUCGAGUUGGCUUGCCUUCAAGGUCCAGAAGAUCUUCAGUUAGCGGCAGAGCUGGGUAAAACACUUCUGGAACGUAACAAGGAACUUGAAACAAGCUUGAAAGCCCAUCAGACGACGAUUGACGAGCAGGCUCAGGAAAUCGAGUAUUUAAAAAAACAAAAUGCGGCGCUGAGAGAAGUGACAGAUUCAAGACUUAAAGUGUACGAACAAUUAGAAGUAAGCAUCCAAGAUUUAGAACGUGCCAACCAUAGACUCGUUGUCGAAAGUACAGCCAACAAAAAACUCGUCAAAAGCCAAUGUUUAACAAUCGAAAAUCUUGAGGCAAAAUGUGAGGAGCUGUCAAAGACAAUCGACGAAUUAAAGACGCAGCAUGAAAACUACAUCCGAAAGCUACAGAGCAAGCAGAACAAUGUUGCUAAAACCACCGAGGAGACGACCUGGACAAACAUUUCGAAUAAUGGCAGCAUACACCAGACAGCUGUAAAAAGUCCAUCCAAGACGUCUCCAGGUGAUUUAAAUGCGCGAAUAAACGGCUCAGAAGAUGACGAGGUGAAUGAGCUGCUGAUUCAACUGCAGGAGACGCGGAACCAGCGAGCCAGAGAGCAGAAAAAAGUAUCAGAGCUGCGGCAGCAGCUUGAGGGAAUACUCAAAGAUAAUCGCGCACUCGAGGAGCAGCUUAAUGAGUGGCGCAAUAAGGCCCAGGAUAUGAAAAACUUGCAAGAUGAAAUUAAUACCCUGGAAGAAGUCAGGCAAGGCAAGUUAUGCGGUCGCUGUCUUCGAGGUUACGACGCGAGGCCUCACGACGAAUUGUCGCUGAUGCUCGACGCCGAGGAAGAUGAUGACAUCAGUUUGGCAGAGUCUUACCUCAACAGCCAGAGGGACUCGGAAAUUUUGGUCGAGGACAUCGACACACCGGAUUCAAAAGAACAAAUAAAACCAGACGCAAACCCGUACCGAGUACUAGUAGAAAAAUACGAAGCUCUUCUAGAAGUCCAGCGCCAACCAGUAGCCCGAAAGAAGCCAUCACCAACGCCCCCUUGCAUGUCUCUGCAAGAAGAACUAGAAAUGUCCGGGGACUUCAACAGCUUGCAGACAGCGCCAUCAGAGGCCGCCCCGGAACCAAAAACAAACGGGUUCCGUCGCUAUCCUAAGAAACCAUUUUCCGGAACACCAACAGACUUCUCCGAGGCGGAGACUUCAUCUUCCGGGUUCUCAGACGAGACCAGUAACAAAGAGACUCAAACAGACGGUAGGUUAGGUUCCUUACUCUGUUCCAUCGCCGACGGAGAGGACUGCAAGUUCAGCAUCUACGACGACAACAGCCCGUUCGAGAGCAGGUUCCGAAAGACUCCUGAGUACCGUCAGCUGUUCAGUGAAAUUUUCUGCAUCCUGAAGCGCGCUGCAGAGGCUAAAGACGAGGGCGAGAAGCUCCCUCUGUUGGACAGCACCGUUUCUGCGUCUGCGCGCAGAGACGAGCCUGCGCAUGCGCAGGAACAUGCGCAGGAACCGGAGGAAUUGACAGAUGACACGCAGAGUGUUCUGUCCUCUGUUAUCUCCUCGGUUGUUUCCGAGCCGGUGAUUCGCGUUCACACCUCCACACCCGAGAAGGAGAACGAGAACCAGAAGAAGUUCCAGGAACCGCCGAGAAACCAGCGGCGCCACCACUUAGAUUACCUCUCCAUUCAAGUUCGCAAGAAGAACACUGCUAAGAAACACCACAGGAAGGUUUUUAAUGAGUCCAAUGAAAUUAUUCCAAGUUCCAGGAACCAAGUUCCUGGAACUCACAGCCCGGUUCCUGGAACCGGUAAGCCCAACCGCAGAAUCAAGUUCCGCCCUCUGACUACCGCGGAACAGGAUGGAACUCACUGGAACGGGAACACUAUUCAUGUGUUCGCUAGUAGGAACAAGGAAGCCAGGAACAAUCACAGGUUCUGUUCCUCGAACAAUGUUCCUAAUAACGGUUCCUUGGAAUUCAAGCCCAGUACCGCGUCUGAAGAAGUUGCGAGGCUCAGACGCUUGGAGAUGUCUUAUGCUGAAGCUCUUCGCACGCCAAACAAAUCCAAAGCAGCCAAUUGUACUCGUAGAUACUGAGCGACUUUGUUAAAAUUUUUUUGAGUGAUUUUAUUUUUUAAUCUACUUGGAAGGAACAAGAUUACACUGGUUAUCAUCUCAGAUUACAUUGAGUAGAAAUUUUGGAUAGUAGCUAGUAUAAUCCAGAUUAUAAUGAGUAUAAUCUAGAUUAUAAUGAGUAUAAUCCGGAUUAUAAUGAGUAUAAUCUAGAUAAUAAUGAGCAUAACUCGGAUUAUAAUGAGUAUAAUCUGAGAUUAUAUCUGGUAUAAUCUUGUUUUUUCUUUGUGUAGCUUUUCAGUAUUUUAUAUUUUGUAAAUAAUUAUUUAAGUGUGAGUGGUAAUUUAUGCGUAGAAUUAUUAAAAAAAAUGUUUUUGAAUUUUAUAUUGAUUUUGACAUUUUAAAUGUGCCAUGAAUAUUGAUUGAGGAUUUAGAAAUUUGAGAGUGGGAUAUUUUGUGAUGGUACUUGGGUGGUACCGAUAGUAGAUAUAGCUUUUGUAUUGUAUUGAAUAACUAGUACUCGAAUUAAAGCAUUAUUAUGACUAUUGAAA
Molecule: messenger RNA, 3106 nt
Organism: Cotesia glomerata
Lineage: Eukaryota; Metazoa; Arthropoda; Insecta; Hymenoptera; Braconidae
Gene: centrocortin
Product: cerebellar degeneration-related protein 2
Exons: 7
Coding region: 417-2579 (720 amino acids)
Source: RefSeq, a predicted model, not a curated record